Cygnus atratus (black swan) is the source of this 901-nucleotide messenger RNA. RefSeq names its product nudix hydrolase 1 (gene NUDT1). Gene Ontology annotation, biological process: DNA protection. Gene Ontology annotation, molecular function: 8-oxo-7,8-dihydroguanosine triphosphate pyrophosphatase activity. The transcript is spliced from 4 exons. Bases 90 to 560 code for a protein of 156 amino acids. Lineage: Eukaryota; Metazoa; Chordata; Aves; Anseriformes; Anatidae. The record is from RefSeq and is a predicted model, not a curated record.
CGGUGCUGGAGCCUCAGCGGCGCGGGAAGAGCGGAGCCGGGCCUCUGGCAAUCGGGACAUCGCCGUCAGGAGCCGUCCGGAGAGGAGCCAUGUGUACGCCCAACCUCUUCACCCUCGUCCUGGUGGUGCAACCAUCUCGCAUCCUCCUGGGCAUGAAGAAACGUGGGUUUGGAGCCGGGCUCUGGAACGGUUUUGGGGGAAAGGUGCAGCCGGGUGAGAGCAUCGAGGAGGCUGCUCACAGGGAGCUCCAGGAAGAGAGCGGACUGACUGUGGACACCUUGCAGAAGAUGGGCCAGAUCACAUUUGAAUUUGUAGGCAACCCUGACCUCAUGGAAGUUCACAUUUUCCGGGCAGAUCAUUUUAAUGGAGAGCCAACAGAAAGUGAUGAAAUGCGGCCUCAGUGGUUUCAGCUGGAUGAGGUGCCAUUCAGUCAGAUGUGGCCAGAUGAUAGCUAUUGGUUUCCCCUGCUGCUUCAGAAAAAGAAGUUUCAUGGCUAUUUUAAGUUCCAAGGACAAGACACUAUCCUGGAGCACACCCUGAAAGAAGUGGAGGAAGUUUAAGAAGAAAACAAGCAUUCAUCACACAUGAUGCCUUCGUUGAGCUAGAACGCCAUGAGUACUUACCGGGGUCUCCUUUCUCAGCUCCCCAGCAAAGGAGAUUUAUCUGCCAGUUCACUGGGAAGUAACGAAAAUAAGGGCAUUUCUUAAAGCAGAUACAGAUGUAACGAGACUUUCCAUGCUAUGAAGUCACUGACUGUAGUAUGCUUUAGCGGUUACUUGAAGACAACUCUGAAGAACUUGCAGUUAACCCUUGUUUCUCAGGGGGUUAGUGUGUGAAGCUUUUCCAUCAUGGCUGGAAAUCUUUUUAAAAAAAAGAUUAAAAAUGUUUUUCAGUAAAAGAA